AUGUACCUGAUCACUAUGUUCGGGAACCUGCUCAUCAUCCUGGCCAUCAUCUCAGACUCCCACCUCCACACCCCCAUGUACUUCUUCCUCUCCCACCUGUCCUUUAUAGACAUCUGUUUCACCUCUACCACCAUCCCAAAGAUGCUGGUGAAUAUAGCGACUCAAACCAAAGUCAUUACCUAUGAAGACUGCCUCACCCAGAUGUAUUUUUUCUUACUGUUUGUACAGUUGGACAACUUCCUUCUGGCCGUGAUGGCCUAUGACCGUUUCAUAGCCAUCUGCCACCCCCUGCACUACACAGUCAUCAUGAACCCUACUCUCUGUGGACUGCUGGUGCUGAUAUCCUGGGUGAUAGUUGUCUCCUUAUUUUAUUGUACAGGCUUAGGAGUAUACAUUAGCUCUGCUGCUACUCACAGCUCACACUCAAGUGCAACAGCCUCAGUGAUGUACACUGUUGUCACACCCAUGUUGAACCCCUUCAUCUACAGUCUGAGGAAUAAAGACAUAAGGGGGGCUCUAAGAAAAUUCUUUGGGAUAGCAGCCAUAAAAAGGCCAAUUGGUCAAAGAGGGUGA
Messenger RNA from Hippopotamus amphibius kiboko, 573 nucleotides. RefSeq names its product olfactory receptor 7A10-like. The transcript has 2 exons. NCBI's taxonomy places the organism in Eukaryota, Metazoa, Chordata, Mammalia, Artiodactyla, Hippopotamidae. The coding region runs from base 1 to 573 and encodes 190 amino acids. Gene Ontology annotation, cellular component: membrane. Gene Ontology annotation, biological process: G protein-coupled receptor signaling pathway. Gene Ontology annotation, molecular function: olfactory receptor activity; G protein-coupled receptor activity. The record is from RefSeq and is a predicted model, not a curated record.